AUGUCUCUCAACGUUUCCGACCCUGCCCUUGAGGAAGCCUACAAUGAUGUCCGAGAUGACAAGACGGAAACCAACUGGCUGUUCUUUGACUUUGCAGAUGGCAAGCCUGACCGAUUAAGGGUGGCUGGUACUGGUUCUGGUGGAUUGACCGAAUUCUACGAACAACUCACACCCAAAGUCGCCGGAUGGGGUUAUGUACGCAUGAACAUGAGCAACGAUGAGUACUCUCAACGAAUCAAGUUUGUCCUUAUUCCCUGGUGCGGUGAGUCCGUCGGCGUUAUGCGCAAGGCCAAAUUAGGCAUCCAAAUCGCCGAUGUGAAGACAGUGUUGCGCAGUUAUCACAUUGAAGUCCCAGCUUCUCGUGUUCAGGAACUCGAUGAGAACGAACUAUUGACAAGACUUCGACGUGCUGGCGGAGCCAACUAUGAUAGACAGACAAGCUCCUACUAA
Messenger RNA from Radiomyces spectabilis, 450 nucleotides. RefSeq lists its product as uncharacterized. Gene Ontology annotation, cellular component: actin filament; plasma membrane; site of polarized growth. NCBI's taxonomy places the organism in Eukaryota, Fungi, Mucoromycota, Mucoromycetes, Mucorales, Radiomycetaceae. The record is from RefSeq and is a predicted model, not a curated record. The transcript is spliced from 2 exons. Gene Ontology annotation, biological process: regulation of actin filament polymerization. Gene Ontology annotation, molecular function: actin filament binding. The coding region runs from base 1 to 450 and encodes 149 amino acids.